GGAUCACCCUAGUAGAUUGGGAGCAAUCCCUUGUUGAAAUUGUCUUCUAAACACUUAGAGAGAGGGAGACUGAGAGCGGAGACUGCCAUCCCGUCUCCGUGUGUGUAUCCCCGUGCGUUUCCGAAUCGGCUCUGCCUGUGCCUGGCAUCCCAGCCGAGGCACCGGGACCUGGGAGUGCGCCGCGUGUGUCUGCGUCUGUGCCGGCGCCUGCCACGAGUGAGCGGGAGAGCAUGUGCCGGCGCGUGUGUGCGUGAGCGUCUGCGCGCGCGUGUCUCUGUGUGUGUGCGUGAGCGCGUGUGUGUGUGUGUGUGUGUGCCUGCCUGCCUGCGUGAGUCUGUGAGUGAGUGAGAGAGAGUGCACUGUGGAUUUAACCUCACGCUUUAGCCAGCCUGUCUGCAACCCCAGGUACCGCGCUGCCGCCUCUAAAUAACCACGAUAUUCCCCGUCCUCUUAAGGAGGGGAGAUCUGCUGCAGUCUGAACAAGAGGAGCGGGGUGGGAAACAGGCUAAUGUUCACUACAGUAGUGCUGUACUGGAGCCGGUCCGGCUAAUGGCGAAUAGGUAGGGGGCAAGGAGCAGGCGAAAAGUGAGGACUGGACAUCAGAAAGGAAUGAAACGAACAGAGAGAAAGGUCUGAGAAGACUCCAGUGACUCCACAACGUCCACGGUGCCACACUGAGAGGUGCCAUCGGUUGCCGGACCCCGAAGUAGAUGACUGCCAAACUCCCUUGGCCUGGCUGUGACGAACGAGAUCUUCCACUCGAACCCAAAGAAAUCAGCAUCUGUUUGUCCCAAGCCAGUGUCGCAGGAGUGAAUUCAGGGUCAGUUCCGCUGCGCCAGGAGGACGUUUGAACGCUGACGGAAGGCUCUCCCCCGGCUCCACCGGUGGUGAUGUCAUCCUGAGCACCUGUACCCCUCGCACGUGACCAGGGCGUCUCCCUCGGUCACCGCUGUCAGCGCAUCAACCUCACCUGGGCUUCUCUGUUCUGGAAAAAUCCUGGACUUACCCGGAACUCUAGGAAUACAGCACAGUCGCGCGCGCGGGCGCCACGAGCAGCGGUGCCCGGGUGCUGGUCCUGAAAGCUUUACGUUUUAUUUAUUAUUUUUGAAUAAGCAAACAGGCAGAGGUUUCGAACAUUCGCUGCAGCCUUUGGCCUCCGGUGGCCGCCUGUUCGACCCGCUGAGUCUCUGAGAGCGUGACCUUUCUGCCCGCCGGCUUCAAACGGACGCUUGAAAAGAAGACGCAGUCAGAGGGGCUUCUGUCUGGCGGUGACGCAAACCCAAACCCCAUCAGGCCUGGAUGCGAUGAACGCCUCAUGUAGGCAUCAGCAUGGAAAGCUGUGAGUCUCCCGUGGUUUCUGGGACAGACGAUGGGCUCGCCGCCGCCGCCGCCUCCCAGCAACAGCAGCACCCUCCGCAGCCCUGGAACGAUCGCCCUAACGUGCAGGUCCCUCUCAGCAGCCAGCCCCCUUCCCUGGAACCCCUGUCUCUGUCCGCGCCCUACCCCUCCCAGCUCCAGGCCCUCGGCGUGCCCAGAGAGGGCGUGAGAGAGCAGCCGCCCCAGACGCGGACCCCGCCCUCAGCCUCCGGCGACAGCUCCACCCCCCGCCGCCGGCCCAGAGCGAAGGCGCUCGAGGAGGAGGCCGAGGAGGAAGGAGGUAGCUGCGGGGAGGAAGAGGAGGAGGAUGAAGAUUUGGAUGACUUGGAUGAAAUGGAGAUCGACAGCUGUUUCCCGAGUCUGCAGCCCUUCCCCGGAGUGCCCAUGGCUCCGGGGGGAGGGGGCAUGCCCGCUCUCCAGCGCCAGCAGCAGGCACGAAGGAGGGGGAUGACGGAGAGCGGCAGCGAAGAAGGAGAAGAGGAGGAGGAGGAAGAGACCAGCGACGUGGAGAACCUAGCUGGAGAGAUUGUCUACCAGCCUGACGGCUCGGCCUACAUUGUGGAGAGCCUCAGCCAGCUGAUCCAAAGUGGUGGGGGUGCGGGGCCCGGCCUGCUCCCCACAAACUCCCUCCCCAGCGCGGGGAAGCCGGGCGACCCCGCCGGGGCCUCUCCCUCGGUCUACCCUCAGAUCAUUAACACGUUCCACAUAGCCUCGUCGUUCGGGAAGUGGUUCGGCUCUUCAGACCAAGGUUUCCCCAAUACCUCAACCGUGGCAGGCCUGAGUCCUGUCCUGCACAGUUUCCGCGUUUUCGAUGUGCGGCACAAAAGCAACAAGGAUUACCUGAACAGCGACGGGUCUGCCAAGAAGUCCUGCGUAUCCAAAGAUGUUCCCAACAACGUGGAUUUCUCCAAAUUCGACGGGCUGGCCCUCUACGGCAAGGGCAAGCCCAUCCUCAUGUGUUUCCUGUGCAAGCUGUCCUUCGGCUACGCCCGCUCCUUCGCCACCCACGCCGUGCACGACCACCGCAUGACCCUGAGCGAGGAGGAGCGGCAGCUCCUGGGGCACAAGCACGCCUCCGCCAUCAUCCAGGGCAUCGGGAAGGACAAAGAGCCCCUCAUCAGCUUCCUGGAACCAAAAAACAAGAGCUCCGGCGCGCCGCCCACGCUGGUGCCCCUGAGCUCCGGGCAGAGCUUCUACGGCACCUUCAGCGGGGUCCACUUAGAGCCGGGGAGCAGCGGCGGCGGCGGCGGCGGGGGGAGUGGGGCCCUCCUCAAUAAAGACUCGGACUCGGGCGCUGAGCCCGUCCCGCUAGGCUCCCUCCUUUCGCUGGGCGGGCUGGGCAGCUCCAAGCCGCCCUCGCUUACCUCAGCCCCAGGCCCUGCCAAAGACUCCAGCGCCCAGCCUGAGCAGGGAGGGAGAGCAGAGGGGCCGGCUGGCAAAGAGGGGGCCCACAGGGGGGAGAACGCCGACCGGGAGGGGAGGGCGGGCAAGGAGCUCAUGCCUGGCUCGGAGGCGGGCUCGGAGGAGGAUGAGGAACUGUUAGAAGAAGCGGAGGACGAGGAAGAGGAAAGAGGCACUGCGGCGGCCUGCGGCGGCAGCGGAGGAGAGGGGGGGGACCCGGCUGUCUCAAACCAAAGCAUUUCCAAAUCUCCUUUAUUAAUGCCUAGUAGCGCUCUCCAGCCUUCCUCCUGCCCCCCUGCGGCUAGCCCCACGCACAACAGCAAAGCCCCCGCCUCCGCCUCCUCUUCCUCCGCGUCCGCCAGGGCGUCGGAAGCGGGGGCGGCUUCGGACGGCGGGGGGAGGGCCUCCGAGCUCCCUCUGAGCUUUAACUGCCAGGGGCCCGUCCUGCCCGCGGCCUCGACGGCGGCGGCCGGCAGGGGGGGCGAGGACGACGCGACGGCCUGCCCGCCCGCCGCCACCUCCUCCCCUCUGGCCCCCGACGCCGCCGCCGCAGACGAAAGUGCCAAUCGAGAUAGUGCCACAGCUCCUGAACCAAAUGAAAGCCCGGCUGAGGGAGAGGACGACGGCGGGGCUCUCCUGCACCAUCACCACCUCCACCACCUCCACCACCACCACCUGCACCCCUCGCCCCACGCCCACGACCACUCUCACCCCGGGGCGCCCUGCGACCUGGCCGGGGCGGGCGAGUGCCCCCAGAGCCACGGGCUCGGGGGCAGCGGGGUGGAGUGCCCCAAGUGCGACACCGUGCUGGGCUCCUCCCGCUCCCUGGGCGGUCACAUGACCAUGAUGCACUCGCGCAACUCCUGCAAGACGCUCAAGUGUCCCAAGUGCAACUGGCACUACAAGUACCAGCAGACCCUGGAGGCCCACAUGAAGGAGAAGCACCCGGACUCGGGGGGCUCCUGCGCCUACUGCAGCAGCGGCCAGAGCCACCCCCGCCUGGCCCGGGGCGAGAGCUACACCUGCGGCUACAAGCCCUUCCGCUGCGAGGUCUGCAACUACUCCACCACCACCAAGGGCAACCUGAGCAUCCACAUGCAGUCGGACAAGCACCUGAACAACAUGCAGACGCUGCAGAACGGCAGCUCGCUGGCCCCCACGGGCGAGCAGGUGUUCGGGCACGCCCCCAGCAACGUGGUGCCCGUGCCCUCGGCCACGCAGGCCGCCGUCCACCACCACCACCACCCCGCCCAGUCCACUGCCCACGUGGGCGGGGCCUGCGGGGCCCCCUCGCCCACCAAGCCAAAAAGCAAGCCCACGUGGCGCUGCGAGGUGUGCGACUACGAGACCAACGUGGCCCGCAACCUCAGGAUCCACAUGACCAGCGAGAAGCACAUGCACAACAUGAUGCUCCUCCAGCAGAACGUGACGCAGAUGCAGCACGGCCGCCUGGGCCUGGGCGGCCUGCCCUCGCCCUCCGAGGCCGAGCUGUACCAGUACUACCUGACCCAGAACAUGAGCCUCCCCCCGGGCCUCAAGAUGGACCCCUCUGGAGCCGACGCCUCGUACCUGCUGGGCGGGUUCCAUCUGGACCCCAACAUGGCCGCCCUUGCCCCAACACUCGUAGGUGGUGAGAUUCCCAUGGACAUGCGGUUGGGUGGCGGUCAGUUGGUGUCGGAGGAGCUGAUGACCCUGGGGGAGAGCCUGUCUCAGACCAGCGACCCCUCCCUCAAGCUCUUCCAGUGCGCCGUGUGCAACCACUUCACCACCGACAACCUGGACGUGCUGGGCCUGCACAUGGGGGCGGAGCGCAGCCUGCCGGAGGAGGAGUGGCGGGCGGUGGUGGGCGACUCCCACCAGUGCAAGCUGUGCCGCUACACCACGCAGCUCAAGGCCAACUUCCAGCUGCACUGCAAGACCGACAAGCACGUGCAGAAGUACCAGCUGGUGGCGCACAUCAAGGAAGGGGGCAAGGGCAACGAGUGGCGCCUCAAGUGCGUCGCCAUCGGCAACCCCGUCCACCUGAAGUGCAACGCCUGCGACUACUACACCAACAGCCUGGAGAAGCUGCGGCUGCACACAGUCAACUCCCGCCACGAGGCCAGCCUCAAGCUCUACAAGCACCUGCAGCAGCACGAGAGCGCGGUGGAGGGGGAGGCCUGCUGCUACCACUGCAGCCUGUGCAGCUACUCCACCAAGGCCAAGCUCAACCUGAUCCAGCACGUGCGCUCCAUGAAGCACCAGCGCGGCGAGAGCCUGCGCAAGCUGCAGCGGCUGCAGAAGGGCCUGCCCGAGGAAGAGGAGGAGCUCAGCGCCAUCUUCACCAUCCGAAAAUGCCCCUCCGCCGACGCGGGAGAGCUGAGUGAGGAUGUUGAGGGAGCCAGCGAGACCACCACUGACCAGGAGGACCAAACCAAAGACAGGGAGAGUGGGGGGGAGAAGGAGCUCACCAAAGGAGCAGCAGCAGCAUCCAGCCAGGUGGACAGGGAACAGACUGAUUCCCCACUCCCCUCCAAACGCCCUUCCUCAAGGUCUGGGGCAACGGAGAGCCCCCUUUCCUCAAAGCGUCCCAGAACAGCUGACAAGAGCACUUGUGAACAGAUGUACCAGUGCCCCUAUUGCAAGUACAGCAACACUGACGUGAACCGCCUCAGAAUGCACGUGAUGACUCAGCACUCUGUCCAGCCCAUGUUCCGCUGCCCGCUGUGCCAGGACAUGCUCAACAACAAGGUCCACCUGCAGUUCCACCUCACCCACCUGCACAGCGUGGCACCCGACUGCGUGGAAAAGCUCAUCGCCACGGUGACGCCCUCAGAUGUGCUGCCAGCGAGCAUGUUCGUACCGGUUCCAGGCCCAGAGAAAGAUGGGCAGAACCUGCAAACGAUGACCAACUCCAGCUCUGACGAAACAAGGAAACAGACAGAACCCUCAGAAGCAGAGUCUGAGAAAGGGGCUCCCCCUCCCCCAGAGGCCACGGAGGCCCGCAAGUCACCCCUUGAAGAUCAGCAGUCAAUGAAGGAAGAUACUGCUGGUUUCCUGUGUUGGAAGAAAGGCUGCAACCAGGUCUUCAAGUCCUCCAACGCCCUCCAGAUGCACUUCAAUGAGGUCCAUAACAAGAGGCCGCAGCUGCCCGUCUCAGACCGCCACGUCUACAAGUACCGCUGCAACCAGUGCAGCCUGGCCUUCAAGACCGUGGAGAAGCUGCAGCUGCACUCGCAGUACCACGUCAUCCGGGCGGCCACCAUGUGCUGCCUCUGCCAGCGCAGCUUCAGGACCCUGCAGGCCCUGAAGAAGCACCUGGAGACCAGUCACCUGGAGCUGAGUGAAGCUGAUAUCCAGCAGCUGUACGGAGGCUUGCUGAUGAAUGGAGACCUGAUGGUCAUGGGUGACCCAACACUUGGAGAGGAUCAUGUUGCUCUGGGUGAAGAUGAUAAGGAAGGAGAGGAGAGUGACCCUGAGGAGAAGCAAAGCCCAACUGGAAGUGACUCGGGGUCAGUCCAAGAAGAUUCUGGAUCAGAACCUAAGCGUGCCCUGCCAUUCAGAAAAGGCCCCAACUUUACCAUGGAGAAGUUUCUGGAUCCAUCCCGUCCUUUUAAAUGUACAGUAUGUAAAGAGUCUUUUACACAGAAGAAUAUCCUUCUGGUCCACUAUAACUCUGUCUCGCACUUGCACAAGGUCAAGCGAGCUCUGCAGGAGUCCUCCACUGGUCAGCCUGAAUCUACCAGCAGUCCAGAUAACAAACCCUUCAAGUGUAGCACUUGCAAUGUGGCGUACAGCCAGAGCUCCACACUGGAGAUUCACAUGCGCUCUGUCCUCCAUCAGACCAAAGCCCGCGCAGCCAAACUUGAAGCAGCAGGUGGCAGCAGUAGCUCCGUCACUGCUGUUGGUGGAAAUGGAGGGGGUCCGUCAGUUAGCACUUCUGCUCCCAGUCCCAACCCUGCCAGUAACUCAACAACUGCCACAAGCAACAACAGCUCUUCCUCUGGGGUUCAGACUGUUUCGAGCCUUCUGGGAAGUGGACACAUGAACCAGUCUCAUAGCAUUGAAAGCUUGGGAAAUUCUUCAGUAUCCUGUCACCCUCCUCCAUCAGAAAACCAUGAUGUGAAGAAGAAGAAAUUUGCAGAUAUGCUGUCUUCAAGGGGACAGCAGCAGCAGCUGCAGCAACAGCAACAGCAGCAACUGGCUCAGGCCCAAGCUCAGGCCCAGGCUCAGCUCCAGCAAGAGCUGCAACAGCAGGCUGCCAUUCUCCAGUCUCAGCUUUUCAACCCAGCACUUCUUCAGCACUUCCCCAUGACAACAGAAGCUCUUCUCCCACUGCAGCAGCAACAGUUGCUCUUUCCUUUCUAUAUACCUGGAGCAGAAUUCCAGCUGAACCCAGAGAUUAGCCUCAACAGCUCUGCACUUAGUCUAGCCGGUGCCACCACCUCCUCCCUGUUGGAUGACCUGAAGAAUUCUGCCCAACAGGCCCAGCAGAGCUGUCUGCAGCAGCAGCUAAUGCACCAUCAUCUCCAACAGCAGCACCAGCAGCAGGCUCACUCACAGGCUCAGGGGCAGAUGGCUUUGCUCCAGCAGAAUGCAUCUCUUCAGCAUCAGGCAGAAAAAAAGCCUAAACCUGCUCCUCAGGGUGAGAAGGACAGAGACGGGCUGAGGGAUAAAGACAUGAGUGAGAAAUCGGAAGAACAUGUCUCCAAAGAUCCCUUGGACAAUAUGAAAUAUAAAGACAAGAAAGAUCAACAGCAGGCUGCAGUGGGAGGAAACCAUGACCCUGGGUUUCCUCCACCUAGAAUUGCCUCAGAUGCUCGUGGAAAUGCAACAAAGGCCCUCUUGGAGAACUUUGGGUUUGAAUUAGUGAUUCAGUACAAUGAAAACAAACAGAAAGUGCAGAAGAAAAUGUCAGGGAUUGGACCAGCGGGGUCAGGUGGUCAAGCUGGAAUCAGUAGAGUUGUGGAUCCCAUUGAGGGACUUGAAAAGCUGGAGUGUGAGGCCUGUGGCAAGCUAUUCUCAAAUAUAUUGAUUCUAAAGAGUCAUCAAGAGCAUAUCCACCAGGCCUUCUUCCCUUUCCGUUCCUUGGAGAGGUUUGCUAAAGAGUACAGGGAGCAGUAUGACAAGCUGUAUCCUCUGAGGCCCCAGACACCUGAAACUGCUCCUCCACCUCCACCACCACCACCACCCCCUCCACCACCACCCCCACCUCAGCGAGCUCCAACGCCAAAUAUUCCUGUCUCUGCUCCAUCACUUACACCUCCAGCUGUUCCUACUCCUCAGCCUUCUGUGCCCAUGACUCAGAUUCCCAUGCCAAUGGACCUACCUCUCUUUUCACCACUUAUGAUGCAGCCCAUGUCUCUCCAGUCUUUGCCCUCUCAGAUGCCUGCACAGCUGCCCACUGUGGAGUCUGGCCUGGCCACUGAUCUGGCCCACCUCUACCAGCAUCAGCUCACCCCAGCUAUGCUGCAGCAGCAGCAGCAGAACAAGAGGCCACGAACACGCAUUACAGAUGACCAGCUAAGAGUCCUGCGGCAGUACUUUGAUAUCAACAACUCCCCAAAUGAGGAACAGAUCAAAGAGAUGGCCGACAAGUCAGGCCUGCCACAGAAAGUUAUUAAGCACUGGUUCCGCAACACCCUCUUCAAAGAGCGCCAGCGCAAUAAAGAUUCACCGUACAACUUCAACAACCCACCUAUCACUACUCUGGAGGAUACCAAAGUAGAUUCUAAGCCACCAUCCCCGGAGCCCCAGAGACAAGAGUGUUAUGGGAGCAAGAGAUCCUCAAGGACGAGGUUCACUGAUUACCAGCUGAGGGUGCUUCAAGAUUUCUUUGAUGCUAAUGCCUACCCUAAAGAUGAUGAGUUCGAACAGCUCUCAAACCUGCUGAGUUUGCCCACUCGAGUUAUUGUGGUGUGGUUCCAAAAUGCCCGUCAGAAAGCUCGCAAGAAUUAUGAGAACCAGGGUGAUGGAAGCAAGGAUGGUGAGAGGCGAGAGCUGUCCAAUGACCGCUAUAUCCGUACCACGAAUCUGAACUACCAGUGCAAAAAGUGCAGCCUUGUCUUUCAGCGAAUUUUUGAUCUCAUUAAGCACCAAAAGAAGCUGUGUUACAAAGAUGAAGAUGAGGAAGGGCAAUAUGACAGUCAAAAUGAAGACUCUAUGGAUUAUUCACAUGAAUACUAUACCCUAUCAGGGUCAUCCUGUCACACACCUAUGCCCUCAUCCUCUAGCCUUUGCCCCCUCCCCCCAUCCAACUCAGUUUUCUCUCACAUGGCAUCCUCUGAAAAAGAAGAGGCCUCAAUUGCAAAUGCCUCAAACCCUUUUGAUGAUAAGCCUAAACACUUGACUGAAACAUCCUCUGAGUCGAGGGAGAAUCUUGUGUCUGUCAAACAAGAAAGCCCACAGCAGCCACAGACGGAAACGCAGAGGGAACAGAAGACUCCGCGGGAGGACAAGGCGCAGGUAGCUCCAAAGACCACAAAGCUUUCCUCUCCCUCCCCCUCCCAGCAGCAGCAGUGUGGUCCCUCUGUGUCCCGGGCCAGCCCGGGUCCUUCGCAGAGCUCUCAUAUGGCACUGAACCCACUUCUGACAUCUACCCCGCAGCAGCAACAACAGCAGCUUGCCCAGCAAAUGAUCCCUUACCAGUGUGACCAGUGCAAGCUUGGCUUCCCCUCAUUCGAGCACUGGCAGGAGCACCAGCAGCUUCACUUCCUCACAGUGCAAAACCAGUUCAUUCAUCCCCAGUUCCUGGACCGCUCCAUGGACAUGCCCUUCAUGUUGUUUGAUCCUGGCAACCCUCUGCUGGCCAGUCAGCUUAUUUCUGGAGGUAUGCCACAAAUACCCAGCAGCUCUGCAACUUCUCCUUCAACACCUACUUCCACCAUGAACUCCCUGAAGAGGAAACUGGAGGAAAAAGCGGGCACCAGUCCUGGUGAAAAUGACAGCACAAACAGUGGGGAGGAGCCACAGCGGGACAAGCGGCUCAGGACAACCAUCACGCCUGAGCAGCUUGAGAUUCUCUAUCAGAAAUAUCUUCUUGACUCCAACCCCACCCGUAAAAUGCUCGAUCACAUUGCUCAUGAGGUGGGCCUCAAGAAGAGAGUGGUGCAGGUGUGGUUUCAGAACACCAGGGCCAGGGAGAGAAAAGGACAGUUCAGAGCUGUAGGACCUGCUCAGGCACACCGACGCUGCCCAUUUUGUCGCGCUCUCUUCAAGGCAAAGACAGCCCUUGAGGCCCACAUUCGGUCACGCCACUGGCAUGAAGCUAAGCGUGCUGGCUAUAAUCUGUCCAGCAUGCUUCCAGAUCAGGAGGGCAUGCAACUGAAGAUGGAACCUCUGGAUAUUUCCAGCUAUUCACACCUCGGCCCAUCUAACAGUGAUGGACAUUGUUCCUCUCUGUCACCAGUGAGCAAAAGCAUGGAUCUGUCUCCCAGGGCUCUGUUCAGUCCAACAUCCAUCAAGGUUGAAGGGAUGGAGGACUUUGAAAGCCCAACUAUGUCCUCAGUCAAUCUGAGUUUUGACCAGAACAAACUAGACAACGAUGACUGUUCCUCUGUGAACACAGCUAUCACUGAUACCACCACUGGUGAUGAGGCUAAUGCUGACAAUGACAGUGCAGAUGCAAAGCACAGUCACAACAGUGGUGAUUUUCUCUCGAAAUCUGGGGUUACAGCCCCCUCUCUUGAGAAUGAUGACCAAAUGUCAUCAGGGCUGGUGAGCCCUGCAACAAGUUAUUAUGCCAAGGACUUUGAAAAUGAAACCAUGGUGGACUACAGUGAGACCUCAAGUUUGGCAGAUCCUUGUUCACCAAGCCCUGGAGCUUCUGGGAGCAGGAGCACAGAUGCCGGGGACCGCCCAGGCCAAAAGCGCUUCCGUACCCAGAUGACUAAUCUACAGCUGAAAGUGCUCAAGUCUUGUUUCAAUGACUACAGGACUCCCACCAUGUUAGAAUGUGAGGUACUCGGCAAUGACAUUGGACUUCCAAAGAGAGUUGUCCAGGUGUGGUUCCAGAAUGCUCGUGCCAAGGAGAAGAAAGCCAAGCUGAGCAUGGCAAAGCACUUUGGCAUCAACCAGACAUCAUACGAGGGACCCAAAACGGAAUGCACUUUGUGUGGCGUCAAGUACAGCGCCAGACUUUCAGUGCGAGACCACAUCUUCUCCCAGCAGCAUAUAGCCAAGGUGAAGGACACCAUUGGGAGCCAACUGGACAAGGAGAAAGAAUACUUUGACCCGGCCACAGUACGCCAGCUAAUGGCUCAGCAGGAAAUGGAUCGAAUUAAGAAAGCUAAUGAGGUCCUAGGAAUAGGACAGCAGCAAGCCAUGCAGCAACAAGGGAUGUUUGACAGCCCUGCCCUGCAGGCUCUAUCUUCGGCCUACCCCACUCUGCAGGGGAUUUCCCCUGUCCUCCUGCCAGGGGUUGGCAGUCCCUCUUUACCAGGGUUCUCUUCAUCAAACACAGCUUUAACACCUCCAAAACCUCCAAACCUCCUGAACAUGCCUGGUGCCAGCGUCCCUUCACCAAGUCUCCCUACAUCUGGAUUACCCAACAAACCUCCCUCCUCUUCCUCCUUGGCCUCAUCCAGCCCAGCCCAGGCUAGCACCUCCACCACCCAUUCUACCCCCACCACCACCUCCACCUCUGUGGCCACGCAGCAAGGCCCAAGGCCUGAACCCCCCAAAGAGCGUGAUGCUGAGAGGUCCAGGGAAAAGGACAAGCCCAAGGAGAAGACCGAGAAGCCCUCCACACCGUCCUCGACAGGGGGCACCCCAGCACCCUCCACCUCUGCCGCCAGCGCUAAGAAAGAGAAGCCCGAUACUGCUGUUCCUGCCACCUCCAUGCCAACACCUGGUAUGGAGUAUGUUGUGGAUCCAGCUCAGCUCCAGGCCCUGCAGGCUGCCCUAGCGUCAGACCCCACAGCUCUGCUUACGAGUCAGUUCUUACCCUAUUUCAUGCCUGGCUUUUCACCAUACUAUGCGCCACAGAUACCCGGGGCUCUCCAAGGUGGCUACUUGCAGCCAAUGUAUGGCAUGGAAAGCUUGUUCCCAUAUAACCCAGCUUUGUCGCAGGCUCUGAUGGGGCUGUCCCCAGGGUCCUUGCUCCAGCAUUACCAGCAAUAUCAGCAGAGUCUGCAAGAGGCACUACAGCAGCAGCAGCGGCAGCUUCAGCAGCAGCAAAAACAGCAGCAGCAGCUUCAGCAGCUCCAGCAACCCAAAGUUAGCCAAACUCCUGUUCCCCCCCGAACCCCAGGGACCCCAGACCGCAAAGAAUCUGCCAAAGAUCCAGCAAAAGCUGAAGAGCAGAAAGGCACUCCCUCCUGUGAGACCUCUUCCUCCUCCUCCUCCUCCUCCCACAAGAACCUACCCUCUGAGCAGCACGAGAUAGACAGCAAAGGCGUGGACAACCUUUUUGACCAGUACAUCGUCCCCAAGGUGCAGUACCGGCUGGCGUGCCGCAAAUGUCAAGCUGUCUUUAUAAAUGAAGAGGCAGCCGUCAGCCACCUGAAAUCGAUCUGCUUUUUUGGUCAGUCUGUGGCAAAUCUGCAAGAGAUGUUGCUUCGGGUCCCCAGCGGUGGGAGCGCAGGGGAAGGCAGCCUGUAUGACUGCCUAGCCUGCAACGCUACGCUGGACGGGGACAAAGCGCUAAGUCAACACCUGGAGUCGGCCUUGCACAAACACAGAACAAUCAAGCGAUCAGCCAGAAAUGCCAAAGAGCACGCUUCUAGUUUAUUACCUCACUCUUCAGCCUGCUUCCCCGAUCCUAACACCGCAUCUACCUCGCAGUCUGCCACUCUCCCAAACAACAGCCCCCCUCCUCCGCCAAUGUCAUCAGCCACCAUGCCGUCCUCCUCUGUCUCUUCAUCCUCGUGCUCCUCUUCCUCCAUGGCCACCUCCCCGCACACCACAGCUGCCGGCAAACCCUGGCCCCAGGCCCCUUUUUCCAGAGCUUCAGCUGGGAAGCCCAAUGCCACUUCUCCUUCUACUUCUCCUUUUUUUCCUCCGGUAUCCUCACCUUCAACGGUUACCUCAAGUUCAUUGAGCACCUCAGGGGUUCAGACCUCGAUACCAACAGACGUCUUUACCGACGAGUCUGACUCUGACAGCAGUCAGAAGUCAGCAGACAGGCUGAGCCGGCCAGCGGAGGAGCCGCAGCAGCCCAGCUGUCUCAAAGACAGUAGUAGUUGUAGUAGUAAUCUCGCUAGUGUAGGAACGGACUCCAUCCGAUUGUAAAAGAGCUUUCAACGAUGGACAAUAUUUAAAAAAUACAAAAGACAAAAAAAAAAUCAAAAACACAAGAAAACAAACAAAAAAAAAAGCAGC
Anguilla anguilla (European eel) is the source of this 13077-nucleotide messenger RNA. RefSeq names its product zinc finger homeobox 3 (gene zfhx3). Gene Ontology annotation, cellular component: nucleus. NCBI's taxonomy places the organism in Eukaryota, Metazoa, Chordata, Actinopteri, Anguilliformes, Anguillidae. Gene Ontology annotation, molecular function: DNA-binding transcription factor activity, RNA polymerase II-specific; RNA polymerase II cis-regulatory region sequence-specific DNA binding; zinc ion binding. The record is from RefSeq and is a predicted model, not a curated record. The transcript is spliced from 14 exons. Gene Ontology annotation, biological process: regulation of transcription by RNA polymerase II; regulation of neuron differentiation; brain development. Bases 1330 to 12987 code for a protein of 3885 amino acids.